This is a messenger RNA of Ilex paraguariensis (yerba mate), 309 nucleotides long. The record is from the annotation of a GenBank genome assembly. Lineage: Eukaryota; Viridiplantae; Streptophyta; Magnoliopsida; Aquifoliales; Aquifoliaceae.
AAAGGAUUGCUUAGGGAAUCCAUGGAAGAUGCCCUUGGAGAAGGAGGUAAUGUCAAUACAAUGGCCCAAUUGAGCAAUGCUAGGGCUGAAGGUGGAGGCUAUUUGGGCGAUGCCUGGAAUGGUCUGAGCGACAAUAGGGAUGUUCUGGUGAUGCCAGGAGCAGCACUAGGAUGGUCAGCCAAUGCUAGGAACUGUAUUCGUAAAGAGCUGGGCAGAGCCCUUGGUGAUGCUAGGGCAACAUCGUUGGUAGGAGCAGGCAACUGGUGUAGGCAGGCUAGCGCUGGCAUAGGUGCGAGUGCUAGGCGCUAG